Molecule: messenger RNA, 1764 nt
Organism: Episyrphus balteatus (marmalade hoverfly)
Lineage: Eukaryota; Metazoa; Arthropoda; Insecta; Diptera; Syrphidae
Product: alkaline phosphatase-like
Exons: 5
Coding region: 73-1638 (521 amino acids)
Biological process (GO): dephosphorylation
Molecular function (GO): alkaline phosphatase activity
Source: RefSeq, a predicted model, not a curated record
AAUUUGAGAAACGUUGACAAAUACUUAUCACUGUCGUUUACGAUUUCAUUUUGUUAAGUUCUCGGUUUCAAAAUGAACGGUUUGUUAACAAUUGGUUUGAUUUUUGGUGUUUUAGGAAAUCUAGUUUUCUCUCAUGAAUUCCACCACCCUACCGCUUCACGAGUAAAACGGGCGGCUUUACCAACUGAAGAUGGAAUGGACACAGCAAAGUUUUGGUUGCAAGAUGCCCAACAGACACUUAAAGAAAAACUUAAAUUCAAAAUUAACAAAGAAAAAGCCAAAAACGUUAUAUUUUUCCUUGGCGAUGGAAUGUCAAUUGAAACAUUAGUCGCGAGUCGUAUUUUCGGCGGCCAACUGGAAGGAAAGUUAGGCGAAAGAAGUCAAUUGUCGUUUGAAAAGUUUCCAAUUGUUGGAUUGUCAAAGACUUUCUGUGUGGAUAGACAAGUUGCAGAUUCUGCAUGCACUUCUACAGCUUACUUAUGUGGUGUUAAGGCGAACUAUGCUACAAUUGGCGUUACUGCCAAUGUUACUUUAAAUGAUUGUCUAGCUGGACAGGAUCCUGCAAACCAAGUGGAAUCGAUUGCCGGGUGGGCACAGAGAGCCAAAAAGUCAACAGGUUUGGUUACAACAACUACAGUGACAAACGCCAGUCCUGCAGGUCUAUUUGCUCAUGUCGGUCAUCGCGACUAUGAGAGUGAUUUAAAUGUUAAGGAACAUGAUCAAGAUCCAAAAAUUUGCAAGGACAUUGCUGAUCAGUUGGUUACUGGCAAUGUGGGAAAGAAAUUCAAUGUUAUUUUGGGUGGGGGAACGAAAAGAUUCCUACCUAACGGUACCUUAGAUUUUAAUGGCAAUUCAGGUGAACGAUUAGAUGGUCGAAAUCUCAUCAAAGAGUGGGUAGAUUCCAAGAAAGGAAUCACAAAAACUGUUUUCAAUCGAGAUCAAUUACUAGAAGUAGACUUUGAUAAGACAGACUAUCUUCUGGGGCUUUUUUCUCCAAAAGAAAUGGCUUACAAAACUGAUGCUGAUGAAGCUAAAGACCCUUCAUUGGAAGAAAUGACAGAAGCAGCCAUUGAAAUGUUAAACAAAAAUAAGAAUGGCUAUUUCCUAUUUGUAGAGGGAGCUCGUAUCGAUCAUGGACAUCAUGAGAAUCUCGCACAUAAGGCACUCAUGGAGACAGUUGAGUUAUCGAAGGCUGUACAGAAAGCUAUUGAUAUUACUGAUUCUUCAGAUACUCUGAUUGUUGUUAGUUCAGAUCAUGGACACACUAUGAGCAUGAGUGGGUACCCAACGAUAGGAAAUAAUAUUCUUGGAUUAAGUACGGAAAUGAGUGAUGUCGAUGGGUUGCCUUAUACAACGCUUAGUUAUGCUAAUGGACCCAGUUAUUAUCAGCAUAUAAAUGAUAAGAAAACGCGAUUGGAUCUCACGAAUGUUGGCGUUUUGGACAAGGACUUUAAAUAUGCCAGUACGUUUCCCAGUGUCGAUGAAACUCAUGGAGGUGGAGAUGUUGCUAUCUUUGCAAAUGGACCAUGGGCGCAUUUGUUUUCUGGAGUCGUGGAACAAAACAUUUUACCUCAUAUUAUGGCUUAUGCUGCUUGUAUUGGUGAUGGCAUUACAAUGUGUCAAGAAGAAAAUAAAUAAACGUUGAUUCCUUUUUAAAUAAUGAAAAAUGUUUUUCAUAGUAGAUACUUUUAGAAGAACAAACUAAUGUUUGGUUUGGCUAGUAGAAGGGUUAGAAAAAUAAACAAUCAGCAGAAUAAAUCGGGG